GUAUCUGCUCCUCUUCCUCUCCUGCCUCCUCCUCCUCCUCAGCUCACUUCCUGAUACACCUGUUUGUCAGGUAGGAUCGUGAGUGUGCCAGCGCUGGGACACUGACUCAUGACUCCACAGGCUAUGGACACGAUCUCAGCGGCGCCUUGACGCAGCUCUUUUCUUUUCCAUUCUUCUUCUUCUUAUCCAGUAUCACAAUCGUCACGGACUAAAAUGCGUCGCCUGCGCCAGGGGAGCUUCGCUGCGGACGCGAUGUGGCUGCUGUGCGCGCUCGGUUGUUCGGUCCCUCCUCUAGUCGCCUCCAUUUCGGUGAGUUCUCCGCCAGAAGUCCAUGCAUUCAGUGGGGACGCCGUCAAGUUGUCCUGCGCUUUCACUUCCACCAGCAGGCCAACCAGUAAGAUGACUGUGGACUGGUCUUACAGGCCCCAGAGUGGAGGCCCACCACAGACAUUUUUCCACUUCUCCUCACGGGCGUUCCUUCCAUCAGACGGUCAGUUCGCUGGCCGUAUCCAGUGGCAGGGAACCCCGGCGCGAGGGGAAGCCUCCAUCACUUUGAUCAACGCCACGUUGAGUGAUAAUGGGACCUUUACAUGCUCCGUUAGAAACCCUCCUGAUGUCCACGGGUCCCCAACUUCACACACAGUACUCACAGUCACACCAAAAGCCAUCAGCGUUCGCUUCUCUGAUGUUGCCGUCCUGCUCGUUUUCAUCCUCCUCCCCUCUGGUGUCAUCACCAUCAUUCUGAUUGGACAGAUAAUCUGUCCCAAGAAGAAGCACAGCCAAUCGAAGGCCUACAGAUCACCCAUAGAGGUCACGGAGGGAGAGGAGUAUGACGUCCGCCAACAGGAGGUCAAAGAAAAGAGGCCCACAUGCUGUGACCUAUAUUUUAUGGUACAACAGGACCUGAUGGUGUAUUAA
Paralichthys olivaceus (Japanese flounder) is the source of this 918-nucleotide messenger RNA. The record is from RefSeq and is a predicted model, not a curated record. NCBI's taxonomy places the organism in Eukaryota, Metazoa, Chordata, Actinopteri, Pleuronectiformes, Paralichthyidae.